This is a messenger RNA of Apis florea (little honeybee), 96 nucleotides long. Its product is annotated as integumentary mucin C.1. Lineage: Eukaryota; Metazoa; Arthropoda; Insecta; Hymenoptera; Apidae. The record is from RefSeq and is a predicted model, not a curated record.
AUGGAUGAGAAUAUGACGACAACCACAACGACGACGAUGACGACAAUGAUGACAACGACGACGACGACGGCGACGACGACGACGACGACGACGACG